Messenger RNA from Pseudo-nitzschia multistriata, 2055 nucleotides. Lineage: Eukaryota; Bacillariophyta; Bacillariophyceae; Bacillariales; Bacillariaceae. The record is from the annotation of a GenBank genome assembly.
AAUUGCCUGAAGGUGUCAACAACAUUUUUCACCACGAGAUCCAGCGCUUGGAAUCGUUAAAGGAGAAGGAAGUCGAAAGCCUAAAUGAGUAGAAUACUAUUGCUUUUUUAAUCACUUGUCUCCGUCGCUAUACUAUUUGAUCAAAACAAGCAUGAAGUUCGCAUCUGCCGCAUUGAUAUCUCUGCUCUCUCGACCGCUGGCUUCUGCCAAUCUGAGCGUCAAUCCUGGUGCGCUCGAGGCUGCCAUUGGUUGCAACCAAGAACUUGGCGACCUCGAAUUCGUUUUCUUGGAGGACGAUGCCGUCGUGCGAUCCAUCGAAGAUGAUGUCCGUUCGGAUCUCGCCGAGAUUGGUUUCAAUGUCGUAGCCAAGCCAUUGUCCAAGGCUGACCUCAACACGGCUCGACAGAGCGGAGACUUUCAUCUCUCCAUUAGUGAAACCUGGGGAUUGCCGUACGACCCUCACUCGUUUGCUCAGGGUUGGAUUGAUGGUAAUGGUGGAGAAGGCAUCUUUCCCGCAAUGGUAAAUCUUGAUGCUCCAUCGAGUCGCGAAGAACUCUUGGACAUGGUCGAGGAUGUUCUCCAAACAGACAACCCCAACACCGCAAGAUCCAAGUGGUACGACAUUCAUAAGUACUACCACGAGCAAGCCGUAUUGCUGCCACUGUACGGAAAGCGCAUCCCCACCCUUUUGAACCGACGCUUGAGUGGAUAUGAGCCAGGAUAUCAACAAUUUGACUAUCCUGUCCAACGCCUGCGAGUUGUCUCGGGAUCCAAGAACGUUACCAUUUCUCCGGGGGCCCGCGCCGGUCUCUUUCACACCGUCGGAACCAUGAAUCCCCACGUGUAUGGGCCCAAUGAGUUCUUUUCCAACAACUGGGUGUACGAGGGCCUCGUUGCCUUUGGACCCAACGGGGAGGUCGUUCCCUCUCUUGCCGUGUCGUGGACUGUUACACCCAACGAACUCGGUGGGGACACAUAUACCUUCCAACUCCGCGAGGGCGUCACCUUCCACGAUGGAGCCGCCUGGAACUGCGAUGUGGCCAAGCUCAACUUUGAUCACAUUUUGGCCCUUCAAGAUACCAAGCACAAUUGGUACGGUGUUGGUACCAAGACCGAAGAUUGGUCCUGUAACAACGAAAUGGAAUUUGUCUUGCGCACCAACGAGAAGCACGAAUCUUACCUGAACGAGCUCUCUCUGAUUCGUCCGACCCGCAUGAUGUCUCCAAACGCCUUUGUCGGAGGAAAUUCAUCGGAUCCAUUCACAUCCAACUCGUGCCACACCGAUUGGGGUACCGUUGGUGACGUCAAUUGUGUUGGUAUUGAGACCGUUGCUGGGACAGGUCCCUUCAAGUAUGUGUCCAAGCAAGAAGCCGAUGGCACCACAAACCGGGUCACCUUCGAGGGCAACACUGCUUGGUGKGGUGGUACUGUGGACAUUGAACGCCUCGAAAUUGUUCGAUACACAAGCGAUGUCGAAGUUUUAGAAGCUCUCUUGAGUGGAGAUCUCGACAUUGUUUGGGGAGCCGGUGUCUUGUCGGAUUCCGAUAUUUUGGAGAUUUCUACUGAUCCCGUGUAUUCCGAGCGAAUUCAGGUUGGACAGUCCGAUCCUAUUCAGACUGCCAUGCUGAUUUUGAACACAGGUGCUCCUCCCUUUGAUGACAUUAAUGUUCGCAAGACUGUCAUCCACGCAAUCAACAAGGGUGAUAUUAUUCAAAAGGAACUUCCUCUUGCCUCGGUUGUGGACAAUGUCUUCCCUCGAGGAGCUCCUUACUGCGACGUCGAAUUGACCCCUCGUUGGUCUUACGAUUUCGAGAAGGCCGUUCUUUUGAGUUGUGGUGGAACUUCCCUUGAAUUUGCUUCCAAUGAAAACCUUGAUCUUGCUCUUGGCCUUGGUCUCGGAAUUCCUCUCGCCCUUGUUGCAAUUGUUGCCGUUGUGCUCUAUAGCAAGAACAAUUCUCUCAAGCAGGAACUUGAGGUGAAGAUGAAGGAAGGUGCCCAAAGUGCUUAAAGUAGUCUAGCAAAUGAGGAUAGUUUCCGUGUCAUUUAUAGGAUUUG